This is a messenger RNA of Rotaria sp. Silwood1, 2676 nucleotides long. Lineage: Eukaryota; Metazoa; Rotifera; Eurotatoria; Philodinida; Philodinidae. The record is from the annotation of a GenBank genome assembly.
AUGCAGGUCAUCUCUAUCUUUACACAAUAUUUGAGAUUCUUCAGUUUUAUUGGUCCUUUUUUCCAAUCAUAUUCAGAAGCUCGAGGUGCAGCAGCACCAGCGUUUCGACUUAUUGAUGAGGGCAAUGAUGCAAGUAUCAAUGAAACCGAUGUAUUGAAACAAGAUACAGAAUCGUUUUAUAAUAUUAAUGGUGAUAUUAAAUUUGACAAUGUCAACUUUAUUUAUCCAUCCCGUAAGGAGGUACCGGUUCUGCGUAAUCUCUCUCUUAUUGCUCGUGCUGGUCAGACAACUGCUCUUGUGGGCACAAGUGGCAGCGGAAAAAGUACAUGCAUAUCACUUUUUCUUCGCUACUAUGAACCUUCAUGUGGUCAAAUAACUAUUGGUGAUCGACCAAUAACAGACUAUACGGUCAAACAACUCCGAAAAAACAUUGGAGUUGUGAGCCAAGAACCUAUUCUUUUUGGAAUGAGCAUUUAUGAGAAUAUCCGCUUUGGUAAAGUAAAUGCAACACGAGCAGAAAUUGAACAAGCAGCACGAGAAGCAAAUGCACAUAAUUUCAUUAUGCAAUUACCAAAUAAAUACGAAACACUUGUUGGUGAACGUGGUAUACAGUUGAGUGGUGGUGAAAAACAGCGUAUUGCAUUAGCUCGUGCUCUUGUCAAACAGCCUACGUUCCUUUUACUGGACGAAGCAACAAGUGCACUUGAUAAUAUGAACGAAAACAUUGUUCAAGAAGCGCUCGAUCGAGCAUGCAAAGGUCGUACAACUAUUGUUAUUGCUCAUCGUUUAACUACAAUUCAGAAUGCUCAUCAAAUAUAUGUAUUAGAUAAUGGACACGUGAUUGAGCAAGGUACACAUAAAACAUUGAUGGCAAAAGAAGGAGGCAAAUAUCAAGCAAUGGUCAAACGUCAACAAAUGGAAAGAAUCGAUGAUGAUAGAGAUGAUAUGAUCAGCAUACAAAAAGCAACAGAAGAAGACAAUAAUUUGAUAUUUGAACGCUCUCAUUUACUUAAUCAUAGUCAAACUGUUGAUGUGAAAAAACAAUUUUCGAAGCCAUUCAUACAAAGAUUUGUCUUUUUAAGACUCUUGUCAAUGAAUAGUCCUGAAUGGAUUACCAUCUUGAUUGGUUGUAUUGCAUGCGUACUUAAUGGAGCAGCUCAACCAUUAUUUGCAGUUUUACUUGCCAAAAUAGUAGACGCUUUUAAAUAUUGUUCAAUCUCUGAACGACGUCAUCAUGUGUUGAUUACCAGUUGUAUUUUUUUACUUUUGGGUGUGCUUUUAUUAAUUCUUCGUUUCUUUCAAUAUACAGCUUUUGCCAUAGCAGGUUCAAAAUUGACACAACGUAUUCGUUCGAAAGCUUUUGCAUGUCUCCUUCGUCAAGAAGUUGCUUAUUUUGAUCGACCUGAAAAUAGUUCUGGUGCGAUUUGUGCUCGGCUUUCUUCCGAUGCAUCAGCCAUUCAACAGAUGACUGGCACCCGAUUAGGAGUCAUUUGUGAAGCUAUCGCACUGUCUUUUUUUGGCAUUCUAUUUGGAUGUCUCAUAAGUUGGCCAUUAACAUUGAUCAUUUCUGGCCCUCUUUUUAUCGUAUGCUUAGUUGCUUAUGGAGAUCUAUGCUUACGUAAAUGGUUGAAUCAACAAUCUGGUAAGAUUAUCGGACGAGCAAGCACGCUUGCUGUUGAAGUUAUUCACAAUAUGCGUACAAUAAAACAAUUAUUAAUAGAAAAGGAAGUGUUACGACAAUAUUCUGAACUUAUGCAUGAAAUUAUCUUGGAAACCUUUGAUACUAUCUUCAAUGGCAUAUGGUAUAGUCUGGACACUAGACCUAGCAGUAUUGCUAUGUCAAUCUCAGCUGCUGAACAGUUUUUUGAUUUAUUUGAUCGAAAACCAGCUAUUGAUAACACAUCUACCGAAGGGCAAGAAUUGGUUGACUUUCGUGGAGAAAUAAAAUUCGAUCAAGUCAAAUUUAUCUAUCCAACUCGGCCAACAUCUAUUAUUUUUGACAAAUUUCAAUUGAAUAUCAAGCCAAGACAACAUGUAGCUCUUGUUGGUGCAUCUGGAUGUGGAAAAUCAACAAUUAUUCAGCUAUUGGAGCGAUUCUACGAUGUUACAAGUGGUCGAAUACUUCUUGAUGAAAUCGAUAUUCGACAACUAAACUUGCAAUCAGUUCGUUCCCAGUUUGGUCUUGUUAGUCAAGAACCAAUUUUGUUCGAUUUAACAAUUGCUGAAAAUAUAGCAUAUGGCUUAGAAAAUGUUUCAAUGGAAGACAUUAUCCAUGCAGCUAGUAGAGCUAAUAUUCAUCAAUUUAUUGAUCGAUUGCCUCAGGGUUAUGAAACCAAAGUAGGAUCGAAAGGUAGUUUUUUGUCAGGUGGUGAGAAGCAGCGUAUUGCUAUUGCUCGAAUUCUUCUUCGUCGACCUAAAAUAUUACUCUUAGAUGAAGCCACAAGUGCUAUGGAUUCAUAUAAUGAACAAAUUAUACAAGAAGCUCUUGCACAAGCUCAAUCAGAAGAUCCUAGCCAAACAUCACUUACUAUUGCUCAUCGUCUUUCAAUUAUUUGUUCAUGUGAUUUGCUUUGUGUACUUGAUAAAGGACAUAUCGUAGAAAGAGGUACUCACACAGAAUUAAUACAGCGACGUGGAGUUUAUUAUAACAUGGUCACUCAAAACAAUUUACAAUGA